AUGAGUAGUGAAGAUCAGAGGCCGGUGGCGAUCAGCGUGUGCUCGACGCCGAGCGACGACAGGAGCCUCGCCGGCGCCGGCGCCGGCGCCGUGGCCUCCACGCCGAGAUCGUCCAAGCUGGUGCCUCUCGAUUCACUGCAGAAACUGAUGCUCAAGUCGCCGCUGGCUCCAGUCCAAGACGAGCCAGCACCGGUGCCGCUGGUGAAGAAGGUGGCGGCGGAGUUCAUCGGCACGUUCAUCCUCAUGUUCACGGUGGUGUCCGCCAUCGUUGCCGACGCGCACCAGCACGGCGGCGGCGGCGGCGCGGGGGGCGUCCUCGGCAUCGCGGCGGCGGCGGGGCUCGCGGUGGUGGCGGUGGUGCUCGCCGUCGUGGACGUGUCGGGGUCCCACCUGAACCCGGCCGUGAGCAUCGCCAUGGCCGCGUUCGGGCACCUCCCGCGCGCCCACGUGGCGCCCUACGCCGCCGCGCAGACGCUGGGGUCCGCCGCCGCCACGUUCCUGGCGAAGGGGAUGUACCGCCCCGCCGACCCCGGCGUGAUGGCGACGGUGCCCCGCGGCGGCGCCGUUGCCGAGGCGUUCUUCGUCGAGCUGGCGCUCACGUUCGUGCUCGUGUUCGUCAUCGCCGCCGUCGCCACCGACCCGGCGUCGAGCAAGGAGGCCGUCGCCGUCUCGAUCGCGGCGGCGAUCACGAUGAACGCCCUCGUCGGAGCGUCGUGGACGGGGCCGUCGAUGAACCCGGCGAGGACGAUCGGGGCGGCGGUGGCGACGGGGAAGUACAAGGACAUCUGGGUCUACCUGGUGGCGCCGCCGCUGGGCGCCAUCGCGGGAGCCGGCACCUACACACUCAUCAAGCCCUGAUCGAUCCAUCGAUCUCAUGCACCGUACGUGCCAUGCAUCGCUCCAUCCAACAACCAGGUCAAUGUUGAAGCAGCCUCUAGCACUGGCACAAAGCAAUCUAGAAGUUUAAUCUCUUUAUGUUAGCCAGGAACGAUGAGUUUUAAGCGUGUGGAUUAUGAGAACGGCAGAGUGCAAGGACCUCGCGGACCUGAAGAUACUGGAGAUAAGCCAAGUGAAGCAAUAAUAGCUGGAAUGGUGGAUGAUCAAGUGCACAUCAGGGACCAUUUGAAACGCAUGAAUUUCACACAAAACUAUACUGGCUGGUGUCCAUUCUUGCGUUUGUCGCAACAAACAAACUUUUGCCAUACAUAGGAAUCAGAGAAGUUUCAACGGAGAAAUUGAA
This is a messenger RNA of Setaria italica (foxtail millet), 1240 nucleotides long. Its product is annotated as aquaporin NIP3-3. The transcript has a single exon. Bases 1 to 858 code for a protein of 285 amino acids. Gene Ontology annotation, molecular function: channel activity. The record is from RefSeq and is a predicted model, not a curated record. Gene Ontology annotation, cellular component: membrane. Gene Ontology annotation, biological process: transmembrane transport. NCBI's taxonomy places the organism in Eukaryota, Viridiplantae, Streptophyta, Magnoliopsida, Poales, Poaceae.